CCGGACGCCGCUGCCCGUAUCCAAAAUGGCAUCCACAGGGGGCGUGGCCAGUGAUGGCGUCUCCGAACGCUAUGGCGGCGGCAGUGGAUCCCAUUUGGGAGGACUUGGAGGAGGAGGAAGAGGAGCUAGAGGAGGUUGUAAGCGAGGGAGCAGUUUGUUCUGGUAGAAUUGUCAGGAAUCAUUGAUUCAGACUUUCUCUCCAAAUGUGAAAAUAAAUGCAAGAUUUUGGGAAUUGACACGGAGAGGCCCAUCAUGCAAGUGGACAGCUAUGUGUUUGCUGGGGAGUAUGAAGAUACGCUUGGUACCUGUGUUAUAUUUGAAGAAGGUGUUGAACGAGUGGAUCCAGAGGGGACUGAUAAGACGGUGCUGAAGUACAAGUGCCACACGAUGAAGAAGCUGAGCAUGACAAGGACGCUUCUGACAGAAAAGAAGGAAGGAGAAGAAAACAUAGAUGGCGUAGAGUGGCUGCAAAUGAAGGAUAAUGAUUUCUCCUAUAGACCCAACAUGAUUUGCAGCUUUCUCCAUGAACAUGAAGAUGAGGCUGCAGGGCCGGCCUCUGAUAAACCUGUGGAGCUGGAAGACCAAGAGAGUCAGAUGAAAGGCAGUGCGGAGCAGACACAGGAGCAGGAGAAGGUGGAGCACUCGGAAGUGGAGGACCCUGCUCCUUCAGGGGAGACCCCUUCUGAGAUGGAAAGUUCUGUUUUCAUGGGAACUCAAGAUGGAAAUGUUUCUCAAAACAACCAGUCGUGAACUUGAAAGAAGUGGUCUUGUAUGCAAUUACUGCUUAGCUGUGUGUGGCUCACCAUCCCGUGUUAUUUUGACAGUAUGCGUUUCCAGGUACGUCAGGACUUAGUAUACCAGAGUCACGUAGGACCACACAGGAAUUCAGCUUUUAGAACAUGAGAGAGAGCAUCAUAGUUAAAAUGCUCUUCCAGAGGACCUGGAUUCGAUUUCUAGUGUAUACGUGGCAGUUUGGAGCCAUCUGAGACUUCAGUUUCCAGAGAUCUGAUGCCUGCUUCUGGCCUCUGUGAGCCCCAGGUUCUCUCCUUCUACCUUUGUGGGAAUUAAACUCAGGUCAUCAGCCUUGUGCAGCGAACACUUUACCUGUUGGGCCGCCUCACAGCCCUCUCCACACACACCCCUCCUAAAAAUACUUAUGUGGGGCAGUUGGUGGCACACACCUUUGAUCCCAGCACUCCGGAAGCAGAAGCAGGCACAUUUCUCAGUUCAAGGGCAGCCAGUCUACAAAAUGAGUUUCAAGAGAGCCAAGAGUUUCAAGGAGGUCUGAAGAGACUUUGGGCCUCUUAGAACUGGAGAUAGAGAUGGCCAUGAGCCAUGUGGUGCUGGGAUUGCAGUCCUGUCCUUCCUAAGAGCAGUGAGUCCUCCUAACUGCUGGGCCAUCACCACUCUUGUCUUCUGCCCCAUACUCACCCUCCUUUUUUCCUGAGACAGAGUUUUUAUAUGUAACCCAGACUAGCCUUAAAUUCUCUAGCCUUCUGACCGCAGCAAGUGUUCUUGUGUUUUAAAGUCAUCCUGUGAAGAAUGCAAUAAGUCAGAUGACUUUUUUUUUGUACAACAGAUAUUAUAUAUCUGGGUUUUGUGGUUUUUUUGUUUGUUUUGUUUAAAUCACAGAUGAGUUCCUAGAGGAUACAUAUUCAAUGUCAUCUAACCUAAUCCAGUUCUGAAGUUCUGAUCCUUAGUCAACCUGGACUUAGUGUCAGAUCCACAGCCCCAUACCAUCGUGCCAUCUCUAGUCUACAUGCUAAUCUCAAGUAGUUCCCCAAGUUACCCACCGCCUCUGACUUGCCUACAAACUGAAUGUUCCCACAAUGCUUUUCUCACCUUCAAUUGCUUGCUAGCACAGCUCAUAGAACUUGGGAAAAGGAGUUUGUUUACCAGAUGGAUUUAUUGCUUAUUUAUUUUGAGACAGUGUCUUAAAUAGUCCGGUCAGACUUGGACAGGAGUUUGUGCCUAGGACGGUGUAUAUAGUUAAGUGCUAUACCACUGAGACUGCCCAGGUAGCUCCAGCCAGGCCUUUAAAGCUAUUUAGAAGCCACCUUCCUAACUUGCCAUUAUCCAUCCCAAUAUGCAAAAAGAUGGAUUUCCUGGAAUGGCAGGACAUGCCUUUAAUCUUGGUAGGCUAUGCAUUUAGUUCCAGUGGUCCAUAGGGAAAGGCAGCAUCUCAGGUUCUACACCAGCACGGUCAACAGCUCUAUGCCAGCACUGGCUGCAUUUCAAGAUCCUCACCCCAAAACAGAGCACACAAAUGCACAGACCUUGCAAUGGUAAAUUAGGUCACUUGUGGUGGCAAAUGACUGUAAUUUUUGUCACUCAAGUGGCAGAAACAACACAGAAUUCAAGAUCCCGGUGAUCUAUAUAGCAAGUUACAGGCCAGAGAAAGUGAUGUAGAGAAACCCUGUCUCAAAACAAAACUCAAAAUUUAAUAAAGUCAGACCCAAGACUGCACACUAUGAGAUUCAAUUCAUACUAUGUACAGCAGACUAGGCAAUUCCAGGCAACACCGUGCCACUCGUGGAUGGGUAUGUGAGCUCUUUGAAGUAAUAAAAGUAUAUUGCAUGAGA
Messenger RNA from Mus musculus (house mouse), 2582 nucleotides. RefSeq names its product general transcription factor IIIC, polypeptide 6, alpha (gene Gtf3c6). The coding region runs from base 253 to 750 and encodes 165 amino acids. The record is from RefSeq and is marked validated. NCBI's taxonomy places the organism in Eukaryota, Metazoa, Chordata, Mammalia, Rodentia, Muridae. Gene Ontology annotation, biological process: transcription by RNA polymerase III; transcription initiation at RNA polymerase III promoter. Gene Ontology annotation, molecular function: RNA polymerase III general transcription initiation factor activity; DNA binding. The transcript has 6 exons. Gene Ontology annotation, cellular component: nucleus; nuclear body; transcription factor TFIIIC complex.